ACCUCAAAGAACGGGGAGAGAUUAAUGAUAACUUGGUAAGUUCAUCUCUCUGUUCAUCUCAGUGAACUCGAUCAUAAUAAGAGAAGCAAGGCGAGUCAAGUUUUAUGAAUAGCGUACCUUAUCAAGGUAUGAGCAUGGAAGAAGCAGAAGAAAAUAAAGAGAUUGAAAAUGAGAAAUUGGAAGAGCCACAUGAUGAAGCUGAACCAUGGACAAAGCAAAUCACUGUAAGAGGAGUGCUAGUGAGUGCUGUGAUUGGGGCCAUGUAUAGUGUGAUAGCUAUGAAGCUGAACCUCACAACUGGGCUGGUUCCAAAUCUAAAUGUUUCUGCAGCACUUCUCGCUUUUGUGUUCAUCAGAACAUGGAUAAAAAUGCUUCAUAAGGCAGGAUUUGGAGCCAAACCCUUUACCCGUCAAGAGAAUACUAUGAUUCAAACUUGUGCAGUCGCUUGUUAUAGUAUAGCUGUGGGAGGUGGGCUUGCUACUUAUCUUUUGGGAUUAAGCAGGAAGACAUAUGAGUUGUCAGGGGAAAACACUGAAGGGAACUCUCCAAGAGCUAUAAAGGAGCCUGGAUUUGGUUGGAUGACUAGCUUCCUCUUUCUAGUUUGCUUUGUUGGCCUUUUCGUCUUGAUUCCACUUAGAAAGAUCAUGAUAAUAGACCUCAAGUUGACUUAUCCGAGUGGUUUGGCAACAGCAGUUCUUAUCAAUGGCUUCCAUACCCGAGGAGAUAAGAUGGCUAAGAAACAAGUUCGUGGGUUCAUGAAGUACUUCUCAAUCAGCUUCUUGUGGGCAUUUUUCAAGUGGUUUUUUGCAGGGAAAGGGGCAUGUGGAUUCGGACAGUUCCCUACUUUUGGAUUGCAAGCUUGGAAGCACACCUUUUUCUUUGAUUUUAGCGCCACUUUCGUGGGAACAGGGAUGAUUGUUUCUCACCUGGUGAACUUGUCUUUGAUUCUUGGGGCCCUCCUCUCAUACGGGAUUAUGUGGCCUCUUAUCAAUAAGCUCAAGGGAGAUUGGUUCCCUGCCAGUUCAGGCGAAGCUGACAUGAACGGUUUGGAUGGUUACAAGGUUUUUAUAUCUAUUGCUCUGAUACUAGGAGAUGGGCUAUACAAUUUCGUUAAGAUAAUUAGUUUUACUAUCAUUAAUAUCCAUGGCAGAUUAAAGAGCAGCAGCAACCUCAGCACAGAGGCUCUGGAUGAGCAGCGCAAGUCAAAUGAUGAUUUAAAACAAAAAGAACUCUUCGUCAGGGAGAAGAUACCCAUGUGGAUAGGGGUAGCUGGAUAUGUCUUCUUCUCCAUUAUAUCCAUAAUCGCGGUCCCAAUAGUAUUCCCUCAGCUUAAAUGGUACUAUGUUGUCGUUGCUUACUUUCUUGCUCCAUCUCUGGCAUUUUGCAAUGCUUAUGGAGCUGGUCUUACCGACAUAAACAUGGCAUAUAAUUAUGGCAAAGUUGCUCUCUUUGUGCUAGCUGCAUUAUCUGGGAAAGAGAAUGGUAUCGUUGCGGCUCUUGCCGGAUGUGGCCUUAUUAAAUCCGUUGUCUCUGUUGCUUGCACUCUAAUGCAGGAUUUCAAAACAGCCCAACUGACUUGCACAUCCCCAAGAGCGAUGUUUAUGAGCCAGGUUAUUGGCACUGCUGUUGGAUGUGUGAUGGCUCCUCUCAGCUUCUUCGUCUUCUACAAGGCAUUUGACGUUGGAAACCCGAAGGAAGAAUUUAAAGCUCCUUAUGCUCUGAUAUAUAGAAACAUGGCAAUUGUGGGUGUUCAGGGGUUCUCAGCUUUGCCUCACCAUUGUUUGCACCUUUGUUAUGGCUUCUUUGGUUUUGCAGUAGCAGCUAAUCUCGUGAGAGAUCUCUCGCCACAGAAACUUGGACCAUGGAUACCUCUUCCGAUGGUCAUGGCACUGCCUUUCCUUAUUGGUGCUUACUUUGCCAUUGAUAUGUGUGUUGGAAGUUUAAUUGUUUUCGCAUGGCACAAAAUCAACCACCCCAAGGCAGAGUUGAUGAUACCAUCAGUUGCUUCAGGAUUGAUCUGUGGAGAAGGGCUGUGGACUCUACCUUCCGCUAUUCUUGCUUUGGCCAAAAUAAAUCCACCAAUCUGCAUGAAAUUUGUACCUUCCUAGAGAAACCUCAUCAACUGGCAUCCCACUACCAUGAUGCCUUUGAUUUGGCAGACUCCAAAUUUAUACCGGAUGUCAUCGCCAAAUUUGCCAUAACAUAAUAUAUUACUCAUCUUUUUAUCCGCUAUGAUUGGACAUUCAAUGUUUUCUCCUGCAAAUGUUUUGUUUAUUUUCCUUCCUUUAUACACGACAUGAAAAGCAAGAAAUUGCAGGGACAAUGGUCCUUCCAUCUUGCAAACUUCCUUGUGAAAUCAACAGCUAUUAAGUAGGAAGAAUUUUGAUAAUUUUUGCUACAAUUUUUAGUUUACAUAUUCAACUCAUCCCAUUUGUGUCCCCCAUCCCAAGUCUGAACAAAAUCAUUCAUAGGCUGUAUAAACAAAAGAAUCUACACUUGAUAUAUAAUGCAGAUUUUAUAAACCUUACGCUAUGCCAAAAACUUCAAUAUACAGAAUUCUUAAUGAAAUGACCAAAUCUGAAUACAGGAACUGUAAACCUUGAAAAUUAUAUUGCCCUGGUCACGAACGUAAUAAUAAUUAUAAUCAACUUGUGACAAUAGCUGCUAGGACUUCACUUUUACCACGUGCAUAGAUUGUGUAAACUAAACGGAUUGCAUCCAGCCAUCCUUCCAGGGAUUCCCAUGAGUCAGCUACC
This is a messenger RNA of Manihot esculenta (cassava), 2756 nucleotides long. RefSeq names its product metal-nicotianamine transporter YSL1. Gene Ontology annotation, molecular function: iron-nicotianamine transmembrane transporter activity; oligopeptide transmembrane transporter activity. Lineage: Eukaryota; Viridiplantae; Streptophyta; Magnoliopsida; Malpighiales; Euphorbiaceae. Gene Ontology annotation, biological process: seed development; response to iron ion. Bases 105 to 2108 code for a protein of 667 amino acids. The record is from RefSeq and is a predicted model, not a curated record. The transcript is spliced from 8 exons. Gene Ontology annotation, cellular component: plasma membrane.